This is a messenger RNA of Portunus trituberculatus (swimming crab), 960 nucleotides long. Its product is annotated as zinc finger protein 3-like. The record is from RefSeq and is a predicted model, not a curated record. The transcript is spliced from 7 exons. Lineage: Eukaryota; Metazoa; Arthropoda; Malacostraca; Decapoda; Portunidae. Bases 1 to 960 code for a protein of 319 amino acids.
AUGCUUGAAGGCGAGAAGUGUCCAGGAAGUAUGUUUCACGCGUGGGAGAGCGUGGGGAAGUACGGCUUAGAGAGCUAUCUCGGAAUAGCAGAGACCGGAGUAGUAAAUGACACUGACGAAGAUUACAGAGUAGAGCUGGGCAAGUUCUCCCAUAACCUUCAAGCUCCUCAAGCAGGUGCUCAAGGUAUCUGUAAAAAGGCGCAGGCCUUUGAUAUCAUUCAUUCUCACGCUUGGUCCCCAACAGACUCCUUUGAUCAAUCGGCAUAUGAACCCUCGUUGAACGUGGGCAGUGACUUCUGGGAGAGUUAUGAAAUGGUUAGUACCUCUUUCACCCAUUCUUCAUUCCUUGGUGUGACAGUUAAUUCCUGGGUUCCAGAUUGUUUCGAUGACCCGGACAUUGAAGAGGCGGACAAGUUUUCUCCAAGCCCAGAAGCUGUUUCUGAUUCAAGGAUACACACCAUAGAUGUGUCAGCAGAGGUUACACACCAUACGUGGGUCAGCACAGGUUACACACUACACGUGUGUCAGCAGAUGUUACACACCAUACGUGUGUCAGCAGAGGUUACACACCAUGCGUGUGUCAGCAGAGGUUACACACCAUACGUGUGUCAGCAGAGGUUGCGCACCAUACAUGUGUCAGCAGAGGUUACACACCAUACAUGUGUCAGCAGAUGUUACACAUCAUACGCGUGUCAGCAGAGGUUACACACCAUAUGUGCGUCAGCAGAUGUUACACACCAUAUGUGUGUCAGCAGAGGUUACACACCAUACAUGUGGCAGCAGCGGUUACACACCAAAUAUGUGUCAACAGAGACUACACACCAUACUCACCAUGCGUUUAUAGCGAGGCUACUCAUGAAUGGCUCAUCUCAGGUCAACCUUCCUGAGUCUCAGGUCAACCUUCUAGUGGUCAGAUGUGUCUUUGAUAGUAGCGACGUGUAUCAUGUUAGUGGCGUGUGA